UAGAUAAUUUCGACAUAUAAUUCAUUUAUUAAAAAAGUUAUUCAAAAAAAAAACCUUCCAUUAGAUGAGUCAGUCAACAAGUGAAACUAAAAUAGCCAUUUCUCCAAAAUCGAAAUAUGCUGUGACAUAUGAAAAUAAUUUAUUUAAAGGAUGGAGCAAUGCGGAGUUUAGUCAUGCCGAAUUAACAAUUGAGCCGCAGAGUACGUUAAUAUUAGAUUUCAAAGUUUCUGAUAAUAAGGUUUUAAUAUACAAGACUCUUUAUGAAGUACGUAUCUAUGAUAUGGAAAACAACGAACAUAUAAUUCUUUAUGAUAGAUAUGAAGAGAAAAAUUACAAAAUUACAAAUUUUCUUACAAAUGGAGAUAUAAUAAUUUACAAGAAUGCCGUUGCUUCAAUUUAUUCUUCUAAUAAUAAUUGGAAAUGUACAUCCAAAUAUAAAUUCGAUGAAAUAAACAUAGAGUUUGGCGGAGUAGCUAAUGAUAGGUUAUGGGUGAUAGUAAAUAAAACUAUACAUAUAUUAGAUUUAAAUAAAUUUCAUUAUCAGAAAAUUCCUCUUGAAAUUGAUGAAAAAGAAAUAAACAUUGAUAAAAUAACGUUAAAAAUUUCUGAAUGUUUAAUUGUUAUUAAUAUUGACGGAAAAUCUUAUAUUUAUUCUAAUGGCACGAAUGUUCCAAUUGUUCCAAUUAGAAAUAAAGAACCUCAAGAUUUUGAUAUUAUUGAUAUUGCUGCGGAUGAUAUUUUUAAUAAGUAUAUUAUUACAAAAUCAAUUGAUACGAAUAAUAAAAUUAAGAAGAUCGACAUUUAUGACAUCUGUUGUUGGAAAUCAAGUUUAAGGAAAUCUAUCGAUUUCGAUAAAUUAUUAGAAUCAAAAAAUAUUGAAUCUAAUCAAUUUAUUUAUAAAGAAGUUAAGAAUAAUAAAAUAUUUGGUUUAUACAGUAAUAAACCGCGGAAUAUUGAUAUUGAUAUGUCUAACAAUAGUCAUUCUAAUAAUUCUGGAAAGGAUCAUGAUUAUAUUUUACAAGAAACUAAUGAUGAUAAUAUAUUUCAUCGUAUUGGAAAACAACUUAUUACACCAAUAGAAGAUAGGGAUCCCUUUAUAAAAGAUUGUGUCAUUCCUCAUUUAAAAAGUUUGAAUAUUUUUCAAAAUGUUGAAGAACAUGAUUAUGAUUUAGAAUUGACUGGGUAUGAUGAAAUAAUUUUAAUAAUUAAAAUAAAUGAAAAUAAAAUAUCAUAUAACACAAAGUUACGCUGGAAAAAAGAGAAUGUUAAGAAUUUUAAGAAUACAUGUGUCUUAUAUAGUAAAGAUGAAUUACAUAUAUAUGCUUUUACGAAAUUGAAAAAGAUUCAAUUGCUAUGUUGUUAUAAUAUCAAAUUUAUUAAAUGUACAAUUAAACUUUACAAUAAUUCUGAACUUAAUUCUUCAGAUAUUGAUAAAAUUACCAAACACACAGAAAAUGAUUACUUAAAAAAGCAAUGGAUUUCUUACUUAUUGAAUCACAAAUAUUUUUUAGUAAAUUAUGGUGAAAGAUUAUUAAAUUCAGCAAUUAAAGAAAAUAAUACAGAGUUAGUAGAAACAAUCAUUAACAAAACUCUAGAGUAUUUGAAAAAAGAUCCCAAUCAUAAUAUUUACAUAUUAUCAAUAAUAAGUAAUAAUAUACCAUACUUAGAUGCUGACUUUUUAUUAAAGUAUUACAAUGAAAUGGUUUUAUUUAUUGAUUCAUCAAAUCAAAAUGUUAUUUAUAAUAAUUUUGACCAUCUUCAUACUUUUUGUAAAAAGUCAAUACAAUUAAAUUUUAUUAGAGAAAUACCAACUAGGCUUGUAUCAUUAAUAAUAGUAUUUUGUGUAUUUUGUGCAAUUGGAUUUUUGAAUCUUUUAGCAGGAAACAUGGACAUUUCCAUUGCCCUAUUUAUUUUAACACCUAUUUUUACUGGAAUUUUUUAUGUCCUUUUCAUGAGAAAUACUUCUAAAGCAAAGCAAAAAGUUAUAUUUGUAGUUCCUUUUCCAAAUUAUUUAACAUACCCAAAAGAUUAUAAUAAGUUUAAAGAAUUUUUUUUUAUACCUAAAUCUAAUCCUUUUUCACAAUCACUAGUAAAUAAUGAUUUUUAUAAAACCUGGAAUGGUGAAGCUAUUAUUAAUUUUAAAUGGAGGGUAUUUGGUAGAUAUUAUUAUGCUGCAAUAUGGUUUUUCUUUAUAAUUUUUUUUAUAUGUUUUACUCUAGCUUCAUCGGUUUCUUCUAAAAUAAUUAGUGAAAAUAAAAAAGAACUUCUUUUAAUUUCAUCAAUUAUUUUGGGAUUAUUACAUCUUUCAUUUGAAAUUCGUCAAUUUAUUUGGAAUCCAGUUAGAUGGAUUUUAUAUCUCUGGAAUUGGAUUGAUUUAGGUGCUUAUUUAUUACCUACAGUAACAUCAUUUUAUUGGAUUUAUACUGGAAAUAAGAAUACCCGUUUACUUUCAAUUUCAUGUCUUUUACUCAAUAUCAAAUUUUUACUUUUCUUUCGAGUAUUUGAACGAUUUGGAAUUUAUUUUGCUAUUAUAGUUGGUGUUGGACGUAAAAUUUUUUCAUUUCUUUUUAUAUUAUUCCUAUUUAUUACUAGUUUUGCACAUGCAUUUUUCAUUUUAGCAAAUACUGGAUUAGAUGAAAUUUUUAAUCCUUGGACUUCUACACCAAAAUAUCAUCGAAUUUUAGAAAAUGGAGAAAUAGAUCGAAAUCCAUUUUUAGUUCAAGAACCUGAUGAUUAUACAAAUUUAUUUUCAAAUUUUCCUAAUUCUAUGUUUUCUAUGUAUUUGUUUUUAUUAGGUGAUAGAAAUUCAUUAACUUCAUGGCCUCUUGAUAAUAAUCCGGUUAUGGCUGUAUUAAUGGGUUUAUUUUCAUUUGUAAUUGUUAUAUAUUUAAUGAAUUUAUUUAUUGGACUUUUAAAUAUGGCCAUUCAAGAAGAUAAUAAUCGAGCAUCUUAUUUAGCACAAAAAGCUGAAAUUUUAAAGGAAAUUGAAUUAUUUUAUUUAUUUUCAAAUCAAAGACGUUGGAGUCAUUGGUUUCCUGAUAUCAUUUAUUAUUAUGCAGAUGUUGACGAAACACGUAAAGCUAUAAAGAAAUUAAUAGAUGAAAAAAAUUGGAAUACUGAAAUGACUGAAAUAAGAAAAAAACUUUUGGAACUUCUUUCUAUAAAAAAUCCUUGACUUUAUAAAAAUCUUAAUAUUAAAUUUUCUGGAUUUUAUUUUUAGUUUAUGAUUAUAAAAUACAGUAAUAUUUUAUAACUAGUAAAUAUCGAUUCUUGCCUCAGAUUGAAAUCGUCAUGUG
This is a messenger RNA of Rhizophagus irregularis DAOM 181602=DAOM 197198, 3296 nucleotides long. Lineage: Eukaryota; Fungi; Glomeromycota; Glomeromycetes; Glomerales; Glomeraceae. The record is from RefSeq and is a predicted model, not a curated record.